Molecule: messenger RNA, 2796 nt
Organism: Aethalodelphis obliquidens (Pacific white-sided dolphin)
Lineage: Eukaryota; Metazoa; Chordata; Mammalia; Artiodactyla; Delphinidae
Gene: KCTD8
Product: potassium channel tetramerization domain containing 8
Exons: 2
Coding region: 311-1720 (469 amino acids)
Biological process (GO): regulation of G protein-coupled receptor signaling pathway; protein homooligomerization
Cellular component (GO): signaling receptor complex
Molecular function (GO): protein binding
Source: RefSeq, a predicted model, not a curated record
CGCAAGUCUCUCACACUUCCCCGCCGUCGCCCCCAAAGGAGCAGCCGCUCCUCCUCGCGCCGCCGCCGCCGCCGCCGCCGCCGCCGCCGCGGCGUCCGCAGAGCUCCUCUCCUGCACAUCGCUCCCCCGAUGGAGCCCGGGCGCCGCCGCCGCUGCCCCGAGCCCUGAAGCGGGCCUCCUCGGCCGGAGAAACGUGCCGCUCGGCCCGAGGGCGCAUCAGGGGCACGCCACUGGGGGUGUAAGGCGCGGGUUUCGGGAAGGAGAAAGUGCUGCUCUCCAGGGUCACUUGGCCAGCGGCGGGGGGGGGACCAUGGCUUUGAAGGACACGGGCAGCGGCGGCGGCACCAUCCUGCCCAUUAGCGAGAUGGUCUCCUCGUCUAGCUCGCCCGGCGCGUCGGCAGCCGCCGCCCCGGGGCCCUGCGCGCCCUCGCCCUUCCCCGAGGUGGUGGAGCUGAACGUAGGGGGCCAGGUCUAUGUGACCAAGCACUCGACGCUGCUCAGCGUCCCGGAUAGCACUCUGGCCAGUAUGUUCUCGCCCUCUAGCCCCCGGGGCGGCGCCCGACGCCGGGGCGAGCUGCCCAGGGACAGCCGGGCGCGCUUCUUCAUCGACCGGGACGGCUUCCUCUUCAGAUACGUGCUGGAUUAUCUGCGGGACAAGCAGCUCGCGCUGCCGGAGCACUUCCCCGAGAAGGAGCGGCUCCUGCGCGAGGCCGAGUACUUCCAGCUCACCGACCUGGUCAAGCUGCUGUCGCCCAAGGUCAUCAAGCAGAACUCGCUCAACGACGAGGGCUGCCAGAGCGACCUGGAGGACAACGUCUCGCAGGGCAGCAGCGAGGCGCUGCUGCGCGGGGCGGCGGCCGCAGCGCCCUCGGGUCCCGGAGCGCACGGGGGUGGCGGCGCACCGGACAAGCGCUCCGGCUUCCUCACGCUCGGCUACCGAGGCUCCUACACCACGGUGCGUGACAACCAGGCGGACGCCAAGUUCCGGCGCGUGGCGCGCAUCAUGGUGUGCGGACGCAUCGCGCUGGCCAAGGAGGUGUUCGGAGACACGCUCAACGAGAGCCGCGACCCUGACCGGCCGCCCGAGAAGUACACGUCGCGCUUCUACCUCAAGUUCACCUACUUGGAGCAGGCGUUCGAUCGCCUGUCUGAGGCCGGCUUCCACAUGGUGGCGUGUAACUCCUCGGGCACCGCCGCCUUCGUCAACCAGUACCGCGAAGACAAGAUCUGGAGCAGCUACACGGAGUACAUCUUCUUCCGACCAUCUCAGAAAAUAGUGUCACCUAAACAAGAGCAUGAAGAUAGGAAACAUGACAAAGUCACAGAUAAAGGAAGUGAGAGUGGGACUUCCUGUAAUGAGCUCUCCACUUCCAGUUGUGACAGCCACUCAGAGGCAAGCACUCCCCAGGACAACCCACCCAGUGCCCAGCAGGCGACAGCUCACCAACCUAACACCUUAACAUUGGAUCGUCCUUCCAAAAAAGCACCUGUGCAAUGGAUGCCCCCACCAGACAAACGCAGAAACAGUGAACUCUUUCAGACACUCAUCAGCAAAUCCCGGGAAACCAAUCUUUCCAAAAAGAAAGUCUGUGAGAAGCUAAGUGUGGAAGAAGAAAUGAAAAAGUGUAUUCAGGAUUUUAAAAAAAUCCACAUUCCAGAUUACUUUCCAGAGCGCAAACGCCAGUGGCAGUCUGAACUGUUACAGAAGUAUGGGUUAUAGUAAUUAUCACAUUCCUGCAGUAUUUCAAUGACGUUCAGUGUUUACUACGGUGUCACCACCUGACCGUGUACUAACAAUGGUCAGUGUGAUUCUUGCUGCUCUUCCUUUUUGUGAACAGUGGAUGUGGGACAGUAUUUUCUUUCAUUCUUUUUGUUGUUGUUGUUGUUGUUAGAAAUACGAUUUUUAAAAAAGAAAACUCGUACGUGUUGAAUCAGAUGGUGUUCCUGAUUCAAACCGUUUUGCAAGAAUGAAAGCAAAAUGUGCAUGACCAAGAAGCUUAGAAUCUUGAUUUUUGAACUGUGGUCAUGUUUGUCAUUUUGUAACUCACCAAAAACAAAAUCAUCAUAUCACUCCAAGUAAAGUGACAAUAUGGAUGAAGCCACAUCAAGUAAAAUGUUAGAUCACGGUUUGGGGACCCAAAUCCAAAACUGUUUAAAUGUUAAUGCAAUAAAACAAGUAUUAUGUUUGCAUGAGCACAAUGUUACAAAUAAUUCACAAGACGUAGGGAAGAUUUGUUUGCUGCUUGGAAAGAAAAAAUUAUGAAAAAAUAGCAAAAAAAAAAAAAAAAAGAAAGGUUCAGGCAAAGCCUAUAAAUGUAAGCUGUCUAGGAGAUUGAAUCUUAUUUGUUCUGGAUCUGUGAUUUUUUUGUGUAUGUGUAUGGUGUUCUGUAUGUAUGUUAAGAUGAUGUAAAUAUGCCUUAUAAUCUUGUGUUAUGACACUGACAUUCAUCUAUUAAUGCUAGUCAUGGUUAUUUCUGUGAAAUGAGUCCUUACAUCAGGCUGUGAAAAUUGGUAUAAUGAUGCUCUGAAAGAUCUGACUAUAAUGUUAAUCAAAAUAAUUGAGGGAAAUGGUAAAGAGCUUUAUGUAUUUGUUUAAAAAAAGGAAAAUAUAUUAGAAUUCCUUGAUCUCUAUUGACUCUUCUUUUAAAAUAUUCAGUUGUUAUAUUGUCUUCAAUUUUCCUUUAAAAUCCCAAACUGGAGAAUGAUAUGUUCAACCUUAAUGUUGACAAGCUAGAGACUUGCUUCCAGGACAUGGAAGCAAACUAAAUGUCCAUCGACAGAUGAAUGGAUAAAGAA